UUCCAGUAUUGUCAAGGCUUUGGCUGGAAGGGCGUGUUCUCUGCAGGGGCUGACCACUGGGGCUGAAAUGGAAGGACAAACACUCCCCCACUUCCCAGUCCUAACCUUCUGCUUAGUCCCCUCCCGCUGCCCCAGCUCAUAAAGGAGCUGGAGCAUCUUGGUACGGCAAAGAGAAGCUGCACCUCCCUCUGCACCGGGAUGAUGGAAGACUUCGCACACGGAAGCAAGGGUUCCCCUGGGUCUCGCACACACCUAGAUUCCCAGCUAGGCAGGCGCUCUGGAAGGUCAAGGCAGGUGGGAGUCCCGGCAGGUCGUGCCUUCACCUGAGAAGGGUUUUCACGUGCAAAGUGGAGGGACCCUUUGUAACAAACCAAAGGCAGGCCGCUCUCCACCCUGAGCCGCCCGGAAGAGGAGCUUCUCAGAAGCACAGGGCUCGCUGUGCCUCAGGUGCAGCCUGGCUCAGCUUAGCACGGGAUCAGGGCCCGGCCCUGCCUGCUGGCGUUGCUCUUCACCACGAGCGCUGUGCGUGGGAGCUCGGCCCACCCUUCACUUAACAACCUCCGAGCUCCUGCCCUGUGGCAGCCUGACCUGGGCCCUGGGGACAAGCUGUGAGCAGCACGGCCCCUCCUGCCCCCCUGAGCCUCCGAGAACGCAGGGGGUGCCGAGGCAGGUUCGGUGCCUGAUCCUCCCUGCGCUGACCUCGCCAGCCUGACCCAGCCCACCCUGACCUGCAGACAGUCACGCACAUGUGUUUACACUUGCAUUGUUGACUGGGGUCCAGUUGCCUUUUUGGCAAAGGCAUCAAGCAUCCAAAGAUGUUCAGAUCUUUUGUAUUUGGCUCCUUCCCUCUGCACGGAUAUACCUUGGAAUGAGACUCCAGUGUGUCCCUUGAUCCCCUCAGCCGUUGUCUGAGGGCCGAGAAUCCCGCUGCUGUGCCUCUCAGAUCGUUCCCCUGGGGAGGAGAGAGACCUCAGGAGCAGUGAGCUGUGGAAGCAACCCCAGCUGGCUACCGACAAAAGAGAUGAGGCGUUCUUGACCUUCUCGUAGGCUGUCAGAUGGCCUUGAGCUGGGAGAGCAGAAGACUCAAGCUCCCACCCCGACACACUUCUCCGCUUCCAGCGUGAGACCCCGAGUUUCUCCUCAGCCAGUUGGAAACCUGCGGUCCUUCUCUGUGCAAGUCCCAGCAGUGGCAGCCCGGGAGACCAGGUGUUCCCUGACAUCCCACACAGCACGCUGGGGAUUGCGCAAGAGAGCGAGGGGAGCCUGGCCCUCGCCUCCCCUCUCGCCCACGCCGCCCAGGGUACCUGCUCUCUGCUCUUGGUCUUCAGGAGAGCUGGACCCUGGCCAAGCCAUCCUUAAUUUCAACUUCAUCUUUUCGGCAGAAAAGAUACUCGUGCGACGUAAAGACUCAGCUCAGCUGUCACAUCCUACAAAGUGGAAAGAGACUUUGAAAGGGAGUAUGGAAAACUCCAGCAGCUGGAGGAGCAGACCAAGCGGCUGCAGAAGGACAUGAAGAAGAGCACGGACGCCGACCUGGCCAUGUCCAAGUCCGCUGUGAAGAUAUCCUUGGACUUGCUCUCCAAUCCCCUCUGCGAGCAAGACCAGGACUUUCUGAACAUGGUGACAGCCCUGGACACGGCCAUGAAGCGGAUGGACGCCUUCAACCAGGAAAAGGUGAACCAGAUACAAAAGACUGUGAUUGAACCCUUAAAAAAGUUUGGCAGUGUCUUCCCGAGCCUCAACAUGGCGGUGAAACGGCGGGAGCAGGCCUUGCAGGACUACAGGAGGUUGCAGGCCAAGGUGGAGAAGUACGAGGAGAAGGAGAAGACAGGGCCGGUGCUGGCCAAACUCCACCAGGCCCGAGAAGAGCUUCGGCCCGUGCGGGAUGACUUUGAGGCCAAGAACAAGCAGCUCCUGGAUGAGAUGCCGCGGUUCUACAACAGCCGACUGGACUACUUCCAGCCCAGCUUUGAGUCCCUGAUCCGAGCACAGGUAAGGCCGCCGCCAUCCCGCAUGAUGGCCCAACACUUCUUCCCUCGGGAGGCAGUCGCGGGCUUUGGAGACCCAUCUCGUGCCAGCCCCGCCCUGCUCCCCACACCGGAAGCGGGGCUCAGCCACUCUCUGCCCCCAGCCCUGCCCCUGAGGGAGGAAUGCGGGGCACCCCCGCCUGUUGGCUGGAAUGACUGUUUCGGUCCCUCCGUUGCUCUUUGGUUAAUCCCAACUUUCACACGAGGUCCCUUGUCGUCCAAGAGUUCUUCGCUGAAGUUCUCUCUCUCCACGAGCAGCAAGAGGAAACCAGGCCGCACCGCCAGCGCCUCACCCUGGUGGGGCAGGUCGCUUGCCUGGUGGGCCCAGGUCAGGGACAGGGGCCACAGGUGAAGGCCUUUUUCCGAGGACCCUGCACCCGCUCCCCUCCCUAGUUAGUCCUUCUCUUUUGGUGGAAGACUAGGGGGUGUCUUGACUCUUAGCAACCCUUGGAGGGGCCCCUAAACCCCAGCGAGAGCCAUGCUCAGGGCCCCCGCCUGGGCGCCAGGCCGUGGGGCAUCUUCCAGUGGAAAGGCAGGCCCGCUUGGGUUGGGCGCGGGUGGACGUGCACCGCGGUAGCACCGGGGCCGAGACCCCAUGCCUCCUGCUACUCAGGGGUGUAAAGACAGAGUGUGGCUCCUGCCCUCCUUCCCCUUCCCCCACGUUCUUCAAGCCCUUAGCAGGGAGCAUUCUCCCCAUCUGUAAAAGAGAAAAGGUUGAGGUGCCAAAACCAAGAGGUCUUCUCCACGUGGGACCCCCCCCCCUGA
Molecule: messenger RNA, 2792 nt
Organism: Physeter macrocephalus (sperm whale)
Lineage: Eukaryota; Metazoa; Chordata; Mammalia; Artiodactyla; Physeteridae
Gene: BIN3
Product: bridging integrator 3
Exons: 7
Coding region: 1510-2379 (289 amino acids)
Biological process (GO): endocytosis; plasma membrane tubulation; actin cortical patch localization
Cellular component (GO): cytoplasm; actin cortical patch
Molecular function (GO): protein binding; lipid binding
Source: RefSeq, a predicted model, not a curated record